GCCUAAUAAUCCUGAAAAUCUUACUGAUAUAUAUGACGGAAGAAUCUGGAAGACUUUUCAGGAUCCAAAUGAAGAUUUACUAUUUUUCUGGGAAGAGUUAUUGGAUACAAUCUACACUAUAAUUUGCAAUCUUCCACGUGAUGAACAAUUUAAGCCAUUAAACAUCUUAACAUUAGCAUUAAUACCGAGACCUAACAAACCCAAAUUACACCAACUAAAUCAUUAUUUGGCCCUAUUAAUAGAUCAAUUAGUUGAUUUGUGGAAUG
Messenger RNA from Scutellospora calospora, 266 nucleotides. The record is from the annotation of a GenBank genome assembly. NCBI's taxonomy places the organism in Eukaryota, Fungi, Glomeromycota, Glomeromycetes, Diversisporales, Gigasporaceae.